This is a messenger RNA of Pseudophryne corroboree (corroboree frog), 2637 nucleotides long. RefSeq names its product signal recognition particle 72 (gene SRP72). Gene Ontology annotation, cellular component: signal recognition particle, endoplasmic reticulum targeting. Lineage: Eukaryota; Metazoa; Chordata; Amphibia; Anura; Myobatrachidae. Gene Ontology annotation, molecular function: 7S RNA binding; ribosome binding; protein binding. Gene Ontology annotation, biological process: SRP-dependent cotranslational protein targeting to membrane. The transcript is spliced from 19 exons. The record is from RefSeq and is a predicted model, not a curated record. The coding region runs from base 215 to 2242 and encodes 675 amino acids.
UGAUAAGCGAUUCCGUUUUAAGGAAUGUUCCUGUUUCACAUUGUUCAAAUAUAACAUUUGAAAGCUACAGGCCAUCUCUUUAAUAUUCGCAUUGACAUUUGCCCUUGUUAAAGAUGGAGCGAAUUCAACGUCAUCAGUACUGGCCGCCCUCAUCAUUCCUGUCUCGCCAGUCCUGUAUAUACUGUAAUAGUAUUUACUAUUCUAGGGCCUAAAGAUGGCGAGUACCGGGGGCCCUGCUGGCUCUGCCUCGCUGGCCACCCUAUGGAGCGAUGUGAAUAAAGCCGGCCAGAACGGGGAUUUCACUCGGGCCCUAAAGUCUAUUAAUAAGAUAUUACAGACGGUGAAGGACGAUGUUAAAGCCCUGCACUGUAAGGUGGUUUGUCUUAUCCAGAGUGGAAGCUUUAAGGAAGCCCUUACUUUAAUUAACAACAAUUCUAAAGUGCUUACAAGUGAUAUAAUAGCUUUUGAAAAGGCUUAUUGUGAGUACAGACUAAAUAAAAUUGAAAAUGCCUUGAAAACUAUAGAAAAUGCCCCUCAAAAAACAGAAAAACUAAAGGAACUCCAGGGACAAGUGCUAUAUAGAUUGGAGCAUUAUGAAGAAUGUUUAUCUGUUUAUCGAGAUAUAAUUCGGAAUUCUCAAGAUGAUUAUGAUGAAGAGAGACAAACAAAUAUGUCUGCUGUGGUGGCUGCUAUGAGUAUUUGGGGGAUGGGGAUGCCAGAGGACUUUGGCUUGCAGGAGACGUCCUAUGAACUUUGCUACAAUGCAGCCUGUACUUUAAUAGGUCAAGGCAAGCUGAGGCAAGCAAUGAAAAAGCUGCAAGAAGCUGAAAAGCUCUGCAGACAAUCCAUUUCAGAAGACACCGACUUGACAGAAGAGGACAUAGAUGCUGAAUUGGCCAUAAUACAUGGUCAGAUGGCUUAUGUCAUGCAGCUACAAGGCUCCAUAGAUGAUGCUCUUAAGCUUAAUAAUCAAAUCAUCAAGUUAAAGCCCACUGAUGUUGGAUUGUUGGCUGUUGUGGCAAAUAACAUCAUAACAAUUAACAAGGACCAAAAUGUGUUUGACUCAAAGAAGAAAGUGAAGCUCGCUAAUGCUGAAGGAGUAGAACACAAGCUGGCUAAGCAACAACUCCAGGCUAUUGAGUUUAACAAGGCUUUACUCUCCAUGUAUACAAAUCAGGCAGAGCAAUGUAGAAAGCUGGCCACCAGUCUACAGGCUCAGGACCCUGAGCAUUUACUUCCUGUGCUCAUUCAGGCUGCCCAGCUGUGUCGUGAGAAGCAGCAUUCAAAGGCUAUAGACCUGCUACAGGAAUUUGCAGAGCAACAUCCAAGUACCGCACCCCAAAUCAAACUAACAAUGGCACAGUUGAAACUUGUACAAGGUAAUGUAACCAAGGCAUGCAUGAUAAUGAAAAGCAUAAAAGAAAUGGAGCAUAGACCUGGCAUGGUGUCUGCACUGGUAACUAUGCACAGCCACGAUGAGGAUAUUGACAGUGCCAUAGAAGUAUUCAAUCAGGCUAUUAGCUGGUACCAGGAAAACCAACCAAAUUCUCCAACACACUUGUCUCUAAUUAGAGAAGCUUCCAACUUCAAAUUAAAACAUGGACGGAAGAAAGAGGCAGUCAAUGACCUUGAGCAACUAUGGAAACAGAACCCCAAAGAUAUUCAUACUUUGGCCCAGCUCAUCUCUGCAUAUUCCAUUGUGGAUGCUAACAAAGCAAAAGUUCUUAGUGAACAUUUGCCUUCUUCUGACACUAUGCGUUUAAAAGUGGAUGUAGAUGCCUUAGAAAAUUCCACUGGAGCUACUUUUAUUCGGAAAAAGGCAGCUAAAGUGGCUGGAGAGCAAGCCAAAGAACAAGGACAGGUGGAACUUAAGAAAAAGAAAAAGAAGAAAAAAGGCAAAUUACCCAAGAAUUGUGAUCCCAAAGUUACCCCAGAUCAUGAACGAUGGCUUCCCAUCCGAGAACGGUCAUACUACCGUGGUAAAAAGAAGGGGAAGAAGGGGAAGGAACAGAUAGGCAAAGGGACCCAGGGUGCCACAGCAGCUGCAACUGCUGAAUUUGAUGCAAGUAAAACAGCCAGCAGUCCCCCAACAUCUCCAAGACCUGGCAUGGCAGCAACAAAUGCCCCUUCAUCUUCUACCAGCAACGUCAUUCCCCCUAGACACCAGAAGCCAAUGGGAGCUGCUGGAACGAAGAAGAAGCAGCAGCAAAAGAAAAAGAAAGGAGGAAAGGGUAGUUGGUGAAUGUCCAUUUCAUUCUGGUCUCCAAACCAUUAAUGCACUGUCAAAGAACUGCAUCCGACUACAAAUUGUCUUACCACAUGCUGCUUGAUACAUCCACAUUGUUACCAAGUUUAAAAGGAUCAUACCUUGGAAGAAAAUACAAUCAUAAUUGUAAUUUGUAACGGUCAUCAACCAUUAUUGCAAUUGCUGCUUGUUUUUUUUGUUUUUUGGGGGAUUUUUGUUUUGUUUUGUUUUUGUUUUUCUUUCAAUCACACACACCUCUUUAUUUUGGUUUUAUUUUUCAUCCUUUAUUCCUCCAUAAUAUUUGUUAAAAAAAACUCUUCAUCAUGAAGUCUUUUCAGUUGUAGAAAACUGUAAUCAUUAACUUAAUGGUGCAUUAAAGCAAUCGCUUUCAA